AUGCGGAGCCGCAAGCUGCCUCGCUAUGUCCAAUUCAUGUCCGACAACGUCUCCCACGCCACCUUAGUCCUCAUUCUGCUUGCUUCCGCCACCAGUUCCCUGCGCGACCUUCAGCCUGCGUUGCGCUUACGGCCCUCUGCGGGAGGCCGUCCCGCGUCUCCGCUCCGGCUGUCGUUUGCCCGGGUCAGCAAAGUCCAACUCUUAGGCCCCGCUCCUCCUGAAUCCCACUCCCCCCAUUUCCGCCCCGCACAACAUGUCCUCUUCUUUACGCACACAUUCGUCGUCUGCCCAAGUCCCAUCAACUUCUCACGCCUCCGCCCUGCCCUUGGCCCCGGCAAUAUCUAG
Molecule: messenger RNA, 345 nt
Organism: Chondrus crispus (carragheen)
Lineage: Eukaryota; Rhodophyta; Florideophyceae; Gigartinales; Gigartinaceae
Exons: 1
Coding region: 1-345 (114 amino acids)
Source: RefSeq, a predicted model, not a curated record